This is a messenger RNA of Pocillopora verrucosa, 2549 nucleotides long. RefSeq names its product zinc finger CCHC domain-containing protein 8-like. Gene Ontology annotation, molecular function: zinc ion binding; RNA binding. The record is from RefSeq and is a predicted model, not a curated record. Gene Ontology annotation, cellular component: catalytic step 2 spliceosome. Lineage: Eukaryota; Metazoa; Cnidaria; Anthozoa; Scleractinia; Pocilloporidae.
AUGGCGGAAGAAGUUACGGAAGAUGCGUGCUUCGACGAAGAGCUUCUUUUUACAGAAUUUGAGGCAGAAAAGGAAACAACGAGACCAUCGGAAGAGAGGCAUGAUUGCCCUGGUAAAAUUCCUCGGAACUCCUUACAGCAAGAAAACAUACGAUUGAAGAAUGCUUUGAAAUCUCUGAUCGGUGUGUGGAAGUUGAAAUGUAGUACUACAGGCGGACAACAAGAUCGUCAUUCUCCUUUAUUUCAGGGGAUUUUUUUCGAUAACAAGACUUCGAUCAGAUCCAGAGAAAAGGUUGAAGAAUUCAUUCAAACUUUACAACGACGAACCGACGACAUUAAUGAGAGGGAGUCGUUUGGAAGCCAAAAUUUUCCACCGUCCAUCUGUGACACAAAUUGUGAAGUGGGCAAGUUAGCCAGGGACAAUGGUUGUAGCCAACCUUUUUCCAUCAUUAGUUCUUUGCAGUACUACGAUGAAUAUUGCAUAGACUGCUGUGGGCUGCCUUUGGUCGAUUUAAAUCCUCAAAUUAGUGAUGGCUGGACCAUUCCUCAAUACGAACAAGUUUAUUUUCGAGUUUUGGCUCCAGAUCAAACACCAAAAGUGAGGCUAAAAAGUCGGAGUUGUUGUUUCAAUUGUGGAAAUCCUGGACACUCUCUCCAAGAUUGCACUGAGACACAUGACAUGCAAAGAAUCAAUGCAAACAGGCGAGAAUUUCUCAAUAAGUUUGCUUCACCAGUAAACUCUAAAACUAGAUACCACUUUGAUGAUUCAGCAAUGAAACGCUUUGGAAGAUUCAAACCAGGGGUGAUUUCUGACGAACUCAGGGAAGCACUUGGAAUUAAUGAGCAAGAUUUGCCACCAUACAUCUAUCGAAUGAGACAUUUGGGUUAUCCACCAGGGUAUUUACCCAAGGCCACAAAACCAAGUUUGCUUAUUUAUGAUGGUGAUGGCAGUAUAAAUGAUUAUAUUGAGGAGCAAGAUGAACAAAAGAAUGAGGAACACUUUAGAAGUUCUUUUAUUGAAUACCCAGGUUUUAAUACACCCAUACCAGAAGGUGUUAGAGACAAGAGUGCUGAGCUUAGAGCUCCUCCAAUGCUCCCUCAUCAGCAGAUUGAUAAUUUAGUGGCAAAGUAUGUGCACAUGAGAGGAAUGUCAUCAAACUCUGCUGCUUCGGGCAGUGACAGGAAACGAAAGAGCGAGAAACUGGAUCAGGAAGAGCAGGACAUGGAUGUUGAUGAAGAUGGUGGUGCUAAUCCUUCAAUAGAGCUGGGCUCAACAGUCCCACCACAUAAUCCUGCUGCUGCCAAGAGAACAAAGUAUGACACGCAAGGAGAUGUUGGUGUGGAUAACAGUGGUGGCUAUUCUCCCUCCCACCCUGGUGUUCAGUAUGGAUCACAGGAACAAGAACUUCUCCAGCAUUACAGGAAAUACUCUGAAAGCAAACCCACUCAUUUUGCCUUGAAGGAACUACACGGAGAAGCAAGCAGUGAUUCUAUCAAUAGUGAACCUAAGAAGAUAAGAAAGAAGGUCAGGAGGAGUGUGGAAGAAGGAGAAGUUGUCUCUGAUGAGGAGGGGGAGGGGGAGCUUGUUGAUGAGGAUGAGGUUGAGGACAAGGGGAAUGAGGAGGAAGUUGUUGAUGAUUAUCCUAAGGUUAUACCUGGCUGGUGGCUGGGAGAACCUUUAGAUUCUGUGUCAGAAACACAGCCUAAGCUGUCUCCUCCCCCUAGACCGUCUGUACUGCUGCCUUUGGAUGCUCUUUCGAGAUUCUACACCAACAGCACUGUGUUGCAGAAAAUGAGUUUUGAGGACAGAGUCAUGUGGCUAGAUCCAAUCUAUGGCAAUCUUCAACCAGUAUCAGGGCGAUAUGAAAGGCUCAGGAAACUUCUUGGAAAGAAAAACACUGCAAAAUAAAUCUGUAAAUGGACUUCGUGUCAGAGAAGAAAGAGACAUUUUUCGCUCACUAACGUUUUAUCGUCAGUUAUUGUUACCUGGUGAUUAAAAAUGGACUUUCCUCUUAUUUGAGGAAUUUUAAAUUUUUAGUUGAAACUAGUUCUUUGGGUUUGUUAUCUCCAGUGGAGUUGAUAUGUCAAAAUUAAUAGCAUUUUAGUCAUUUUUUAUCACCACUCAGAUCUGAGAGCAUGAACUAUUUUAGUAGGCAGCCAAAAUUUGUUAUGUCGCGUAUCUCUUUUCCAUGUUACGCCAAGCGCCUUGAAACACAAAAUCCUACCUUGAAGUUUUCGAAUUUUACAAAAUGCAAAUUGAAUCAUAGAAACUGAAAGAGGAAGUUGAACCACUUAAGUGUUUGGGCUCUUUAAUUAAUAGCCAACAGUCUCGUAUUUUUAUCUCCAAUUUUAAGGUUGUAAACUAGUAGUUGGCACAAGGCCUUUAAACCAGUAAAGACCACUAAGAGAUGAUUGAGCCCAUGUAUUCGUUUGGAGCCACAUUUCAAAUUAUAUAAAUCGCAAUUGUAAACAAUUCGAACUCCUUUUGAUAUCAAUGGAGGUCAACAAGAUUGGAACAUGUUUUAGUUUGUUCUCUGUAUGUAUUUUAGU